This is a messenger RNA of Symbiodinium natans, 891 nucleotides long. The record is from the annotation of a GenBank genome assembly. NCBI's taxonomy places the organism in Eukaryota, Dinophyceae, Suessiales, Symbiodiniaceae.
AUGACAACCGUAGGCUAUGGCGAUAUUCACCCGAGAAAUGAUGGAGAAAGAGUCUACGCCAUCGUCGCCAUGAUCUUCGGGGCCACGAUGUUCGGCUACAUAAUCGGCUCUAUCGCCGCCCUGGCCGGACAGGAACGUGGCAUGGAGGCGCUCACAAAGAAGCGACUCUCUCUGGUCCGGCAUUUCUGUGAAGAACAGCGUGUCAGCCAGAACAAGGUCAAGGAGGUGAUGCGGCACUACCAGUUCUUCUACCAAGAGCGUUCGCCUUUCAACGAGACUCAGUUGAUGCUGGAGCUGCCGAACUGGCUGAGGAAGAAGGUGUCAGCGUACAUACACCGCGAGGCUAUUUCUCGAAUCGGCCUGUUUGCAGGUCCACAGCAAACAGGGCUUGAAAGUGGUCCCUUGCCAGACUGGUUCAUUUCUUGGACAAUGCGGAUUCUCGAGCCCCAGGCUGUUUGUGCUGGCGAGCUUGUCAUCAAUGCAGAGGAGAGCUCUGUGGUGCAGGAGCUUUUCUUUGUCUUCGACGGGGAGUGCGAGGCCUUCUAUCAUCGCAAUGUGUGGAGGCAAAGGCCAAAUGGCGGUCAUUCGGAUACCGGAGGUAGCGCGGACAACCCAGAUCUGUCAGAGGUUCAAACGCAGGCUGCCAACAUGGCAGGUGUCAAGGUCAAGACGCUUCUGGUCUUCUCGCCUGGUUGCAUGUUCGGCCUGGAGCACGUCGCAUCGCAGAACCAAAGGCAUUCCGUCCGCUGCAGCAAAGCGGGACCAUGCUUGCUUUACGUCCUUCGGCAAUCAACGAUGGCGGAGGUGCAGGUCUCCAGCCCAGAGAUGGUCCGCGCGCUUCAGAAGGCCUCUACCCCAGCCGACCGGCCAGCUACCAUGAAUUUGCCAUGA